AUGAAGUUAUAUGUAAUAUUAUUUACAGUUAUUGUUUUGAUUGAUUUAUCUACAUCUAAUGAAGAACUUCUUGCACGUAGAUCUCUUCAAGAUUAUGUUGAUAGUUUUAUUGAUGCUGCUAAAUUUAAAUUUCAAGGAAUAUUAAGUCUUAAUGAUUCAUCUAUUCGUCAAAUUUGGUCUUUUUUUAAAGCAAAAUAUCACCGUCUUUAUUCAUCAAAUGAAGAAGAAAAAGCACGUCUUCAUAUAUUUCGUGAUCAUCUUAAAUAUGUAUUAGAAUCAAAUCUUCAAAAAUUACGUACAUUUCAAUUAGAAUUAAAUGAAUUCUCUGAUUGGACAUUAGCAGAAUUUAAUGCAUUAAAAAAAGGUUUAAAUGUUCAAGCUAAUUUACGACGAGAUAUCAUAAUGGAUGAUGAACCAAAUGAAAAUGCAUUACAACGUAGUUUAGAAAAACUUUAUCAACGUCAUUAUCAUGUAAGAAGAUUAAAACGAAAUUUACAAAACCGUCAACAUAAAGAUAGACGAUUUUGGCGUGAUUGGUUUGAUAAAUUUUUUAAUAAAAAUAAUACUAAUCCUGGUCAACAAACAAAUGUAUUUGAUUGGCGUGAAAAAAAUCUUGUUAGUAGUAUUAAAAAUCAAGGUGAUUGUGGAGCUUGUUAUGCAUUUGCUACGGCUGCUGUUAUGGAAACACUUUAUGCACUUAAAAUAAAAUCAGAAAAAGUAAUUGAUUUUAGUGCACAACAAAUAACUGAUUGUUCAAGUAAUGGAAAUAAUGGUUGUAGUGGUGGUCACUUUCCACCAAGUGUUCGUUAUUUAUCAGGAAAAGGUGGUAAAAUAGCAACAGAUGCUUCUUAUCCAUAUGUAGAAAAAAAACAAUCAUGUCGAACAAGUGGUAUUAAUGAAAUUGAUCUUGGUAAAGUUGAAUAUAUAUCAAUACCUUUAGGUGAUGAAAAAAAAAUGGCUGAAGUACUUGUUAAUAAUGGACCAAUAUUUAUUGGUAUUGAUGCUGAUUCUAAACUUUUUAUGUUUUAUAAAAAUGGUAUACUUACAAUAGAUAAUUGUCCAAAACGUGCACAAGAUAUGGAUCAUGCUAUGACUAUUGUAGGUUAUGGUUAUGAUGAUGCAUUAAAACUACCUUAUUGGAUAAUUAAAAAUUCUUGGGGAGUAAAAUGGGGUGAAAAUGGUUAUUUACGUUUAGUUAAAGAUGCUAACAAUAUGUGUGGUGUUGCUACAAUGGCAUAUUAUGGUAAAUUAACAUAA
This is a messenger RNA of Rotaria sp. Silwood1, 1257 nucleotides long. Lineage: Eukaryota; Metazoa; Rotifera; Eurotatoria; Philodinida; Philodinidae. The record is from the annotation of a GenBank genome assembly.